Molecule: messenger RNA, 1683 nt
Organism: Paraglomus occultum
Lineage: Eukaryota; Fungi; Glomeromycota; Glomeromycetes; Paraglomerales; Paraglomeraceae
Source: the annotation of a GenBank genome assembly
AUGGAAGACCGAAGACCCAUCGAACCUCUUUUAGUUCGUCUUAUAGCGGAGUUACGCAAGCCCAUCCAUGAAAGUUCCGUCGAUCCCUCAAUGUUCAUUGUUCAUGCGGGACUGUGGUCCAGUAACCGCAAGGAAGAACGUAGUCUUGUAAUUAACCCAUCAUCUAUACCAACUCAGUCGACAGGGCUUUCCUCAACUGUCAUGUCACUGAACGGCCCGACUUGUACCAUGGGACUUGGUCAUCAUCAAACAUACCAAAAAGACGAUGUCACAUCGUUGGCUUCCUGUGCAGCCUAUACGAAAAGAGGUUUGGAAAGACUCAAAGUACUCAAAGAAAAAAGUGAAGAACUUGCUCCCAUCAGGGAUGCUCUCGAUUUUUCUUCCGGUUUGUUACCACCUUCCCCUGCCGUAGACUCGACAGACCAAUUUGCCCACAGUAAUGUACAGGAACAACGGUCCACACCAAACUCUGAAGCUGUUCUCCUACCCAAUUUUGAGAGUGUAUCGUACGACAGAGUUCAAGAUCUCUAUGAGCAACGCAAAGGCACAUUGUAUUUUAUACCCGAAGGCUUUGAGCCCGUACUGGUCCCAAAUGACACGAAAGCACAAACGGUUACGAAUCUACUAGAGACAGCUAAACAGGUUUCAGCUCCAUUGAAUGUGCCACGUAUGCUUCCAGAUGCCGAUGUCCCUCUACCCACUCCCUUGAGAUACUCGAGAUCCCUCAAACCGAAUGCAUUCUUCUUCUACCGUCGGGCAAAGCUGCCCGCGUUAAGGAAUGCCGGAAUGAAGUGUAGCGAGGCUUUAGCGAAAAUUUCUUGCAUGUGGCGUGAAGAAACGCCCGAAGUGCGUCUCAUGUUCGAGAAAAUGGCAGAGGACGCCAGGCAAGAACACAUGAAAGGGUACCCUGAAUAUCCAUACAAAGGGUACUCUGAAUAUCCAUACAAAGGGUACUCUGAAUAUCCCUACAAAUGGUACUCUGAAUAUCCAUACAAAGGGUACUCUGAAUAUCAAUUCAGACGGACGCUUGUAGCAAAGAAUACUGGAAUCACAAAAUUAGAACACACGUUGCAGCAAAUUGAUGCAGAGCACUCAUCUCGACCUAAUAAGCCAUACACUGUCGCGGAAACACGUUUGAAUCCAUCCUCUUCGAACAUUCUCAUUCACAAUGGCACUGCUAAAAUUACGGACUUUGGAUUGUCUACCAUGCUGGUACAACUUCUUUCCGAAUCACGAGGUGAAGGCACUGCGGCGUAUAGGGAUCCAGUUUCAUUCCGGGAUCCUUCAUACAGACGUAAAAAAGAAUCAGAUGUAUUCAGUCUCGGCGUUAUGCUAUGGGAAAUUUCUAGUGGGAAGGUGCCGUGUGAAGGCUGUAAAAGUCAUGAAGUGCCUAAAUAUAGGGAGAAGGGUUUUCGGGAUCCCCCUUCCUUUGAAACACCUGAAACGUAUGUUAGGCUUUAUGAAAAAUGUUGGGAGGAAGAUCCUUACAAGCGACCAAUAUGUAAGGAGGUUUACCGACAAUUGCGCAACAUGUAUGAAAUACAAAUCUGUCAAAAUCAAAACAUGGCAAUUGAGGCUCUAGAUCUCUCAUAUGAACAUAUGAACAUUGGAGACAGACCCUUGAUGCCUGCUCUAGAAUCAAGCUCUUCUAUAGCUGCGCUCCCCAAUUAUUGUUCAGCGUAA